Penicillium cataractarum is the source of this 519-nucleotide messenger RNA. RefSeq lists its product as uncharacterized. Gene Ontology annotation, molecular function: carboxy-lyase activity. The coding region runs from base 1 to 519 and encodes 172 amino acids. The transcript has a single exon. Lineage: Eukaryota; Fungi; Ascomycota; Eurotiomycetes; Eurotiales; Aspergillaceae. The record is from RefSeq and is a predicted model, not a curated record.
AUGCCCGUCCACCCCUCCCUAGAAGGGUCAUCCUUCGACGCUGACCUCCGCGACCGCCACUUGAUAUACGACUACGACGCACAAGACAGCGCCGGUCGACCCGAGAAAUGGCGUUACGAGAUGUGGUUCCAAAACGAAGACCGCAUCAACUAUGCAAUUCACGGUGGCCCAAUGGCAGGCCGCAUCAACUUCCAAGCCGCCGAAUAUCAAUGCAUCCGACCGGGCGAGCUAUGGCAAUGCAACUGGCUCGAAGAGACUGGAACAAUGUGCUCGCUGGUCUUCGACAUUCCGCGACAGAAGAUUACUACCAUGCUGGGGUUUUCCAAGGGUCAUUGGGAGAAGGCGGAAGAUGCACAUGGCGAUAAGAGGAACCCGGCGGAUCUGGAGAGGUGGAGGGGUCUGGCGAAGAUUGGGAUCCAGACGGACAGGGUACUGCUCUCUGAACAAGCGGAUAUCUUGGAGGAUUUCCGGGGACCUGGCAAUCUGAAGCCUGCUGAUAAUAGCUGGCCAACUUUGUGA